AUGGCGCGCCAGGAAAUGACCCAUUCGCCUGCCUACUAUCAGUGCCAGGAUUGGGUGACCACUGUAGACCCUCACGGCGCUUAUCCCUCGAGUCCCCCUACCGCCUAUCUACCGUCGAAGGAACAGCAGUUGUCCCUUACAAACCCGUACACUGUCUAUCGGAGCCCCGCAUCACAAGCCUCUUCUCCGGAGGCUCAUUCUACCUUGUCGGAGUCGUCGCGAGAGUCAUACUUGUCUACCAAGAACUUGGCGGAACCGGUUCAGCCCAAGCCGGGAUAUCUGCCAGCGCCGUUCAUGCUGUCGCCCGAUGCGGAAAAUGGCUCGAUAUCGAAUUUGACCCCCAGCAGCAAUGGACAUGCUCGCAAGGAGAGCAGCAACCGAUCGAGCUGGAGAGAGCAGCGCUCCUAUGUGUCUGGAGAGGUUACUCGGCAUAGUGGACCGCAUGUGCAGAGUCGAGGAUCUGUAUAUGCAGGAAUCGACGAGGAGCCAGUGAAAUCAGAUGGGAGUCGAAAUGCAUUGUUACUUCUGCUUCAUAUGUCGACCUCUGUACCUACGCUUUCUCUUGUGACUUGCCUGUAUACAAUGUUCAGCGUUGUCUUCCUCACACUGUCCUCUCCUCUUCGACUCUGUCCUCCAACACCUUUCUUCAAAUCCACAUCCUUUUCGACGCAACUAUGUCAGUUACUGGUGCCCGCUCUCCAUAUGCACGAACGCAUUAUGCGACCCAGAAAGUCAGGACAACGUCGACGGUCUUCUCAGGGUCUACAUUCGAAUGAUCCAUAUCGAUCUGCUCCGCUACCGUUGACAGAUUCCUAUUACGCCGCAAACAUCGUAUAUGUUCUUCUGCUUGCUCCUUUUCUUUGUCUUGGUCUUGAGCUCGCAGCAUGGACCGCUGCUUUUUUCUGGGUAUUUACCAUGAUGAUGGGUAACCCGGACGGGACCGAACGCAAAGACGAUGGCCGCGCCGCUGUCUUAGGCGUCGCCAAUUGGUGGCGCAAGUGGCUUAGAAGGGCCAGAAAGGCAUCAUGA
Paecilomyces variotii is the source of this 1029-nucleotide messenger RNA. RefSeq lists its product as hypothetical. NCBI's taxonomy places the organism in Eukaryota, Fungi, Ascomycota, Eurotiomycetes, Eurotiales, Thermoascaceae. The transcript is spliced from 2 exons. The record is from RefSeq and is a predicted model, not a curated record. The coding region runs from base 1 to 1029 and encodes 342 amino acids.